UUUUUUUCUUGCUUUUAAAAUGUAAGCUUAUUUAAGCCAUGGUUCACUAUUGCUGUGCAAUUGGAUGCAAAGAAAAAGCUUCUAAAGAUUGUUCAGUAUCGUUUCACAGUUCUAGUUUAGGUGUAAAUAUCCCUUCAGUAUAAAAUAUGGGGCCGCAGUAGCCUGGUGGUAAGGUCUCGAAACGGAGGGCUUCAGGUUCGAGACCCAAUGCUACCAAAGAACAAUCGUGCAAGCGAGCCAGUUGCACGCCAAAUCCGCCGGGGCCAAAAGCUCUUCUGCUGGUGUGGCGCGCAAGCUUGGAAGACAUAGAGCUGAGAUACUCAUAGAGAGAGAGUGAAACUCUACUUUGGUGUAGAACAAGAUAAAAUCACAUGACUUGUGGACAGAAUUUGUGUUCACUGUAACCGCAUUCUCCGUUCCCCAUUACAUUUCAAUGGCAGAUUUUUUCUCGCUUUUAACUGUUGGAUGUUAAAACUUAUGUAAGCCAUGGUUAACUAUUGCUGUGCAAUUGGAUGCAAAGAAAAAGCGUCUGCGGAUAGUUCUGUAUCAUUUCACAGCUUUCCCAAAGACGAAAAAAGGAGAAAAGUAUGGUUGGCAAGACUGAAACGGGAGAAUUUCACUGUUAGAGACAGCACUAAAAUAUGCUCGAAACAUUUUGCUUCUGCUUGCUUCGAUCGAGAAAAAUUUGGAGGCUCGUGGCUGAAGAAAACUGCAGUACCGACUUUGUUUGAUUUUCAUUUACAACCCAAAACAAACGGAAAGAAGAGAAUUAUUCAAGACGCAAUUGUACCCCUGCCUGACCCUGGACCAUCAGUUGCCAAGUGCAAGAACAGGUGGGCCUCCAUUCGGGACACAUUCCCAGAAACGACAGAACCCAGAAAGAAGCACAAGAGCAGCGAGGUGACGUACACUCAAUCCAUAUACGAAGCCGAUAAUGGGAAGCUUCUAGGAAACCCAGAGGCCGAGAAGCGACCAUCCAACUCGAUAAAAUUAGAAAACUCGACAUGGCCAGCAGAUUUCGCAGACUUCCCAGACCAAAGCAGUUCCGAUCAAGGACCAAGCAUGAAUUUUCCUGAAAUUAAAGUCGAAGUUAAUAAUUUUGGCGGAGAGGAAAGGACGGAUGGCAACAAUUCGAUAAUUGAAAACAGCAACUGUGGUUUCGGGUACAUAGUGCCGAAUUCUUUGUACGAAGUGGUGACAAAAACCGAGCCCAGUCUUUCCAAAAAACGAACUUGUGCUGAAUCUGAUGAAGGUACUGCAAGUGCAAAAUCCAACAAAAAGGGAGAACUAUCUUCGUCAGAAUCGGAAUCGGUUGCAGUCGCCCAACCGGAGUACAAACCAGCAGAGCAUCCCAUUGAAACUUUUUUCAAAAGCAUGGCAGCUACCGUAAUGACAUUUCCUCCGCAUUUAAUGGCCAUUGCUAAGUUGAACGUGUGCAAGCUUAUCACCGAGUUGGAACUCCGUGCGCUUACUGAAAAGAACCCCUUUGUUGUUUCUCAAGAUGGAGUAAAUGAAUUGCUUUCGGAAAAUAUAAUAGAUAUAUGCUCAGAGAACUCGAUUUCAGUUGAAAAUGGGACUAGAAAUGAAGAAGGUUGACCAUGCAUUGUUUUUAUAAGGUUGUUCCUUUUUCGUUUCCAUAAGAAUAAGUUUUAAGCAACGUUCACACGAGACCAACUAUUGCGCGCAAUAGAAAGUCACACCUACAACAGAAACAUCACGUGAACUGAAUCAGCCAAUGGCAGCUAGUUGUUUAAUUUGGACAUCUAAUCGUCAUUACGGUCACGUGAUCCUCAUGAAGUAGGCGUGUCCUUCUAUUGUGCGAAAUAGUUGGCCUCAUGUAAACGCUGUUUAAGAUUUGCAAUGCGAGAGUACGAAUUUAGGCUUGAUAUGACCAGUGUUCGAAUCAGGUGGCGUUCAAAUAAAGUUGGAUUGACCAUGAUGAAACGGUACUAUAAAUCGAGAGUAACAUUGUUUUACAAAUCUAGAAUACUGCUAAAUACUGUCGUACAAACCAAAGAACGCUUGUAAAUACUGAUGUACAAAACAAGAAUGUUGGAAUGUUCUGAAAAUAGAGUAGAAUUAAGUCAUGCUGGGUCCUUUAAUAAUCACUUCUCAGUUUUUAAAAGAAUAUGCUUUUUUUUAGUUAUAAUUUAAUCUUUGUACGGUCAUUUUUUAUAACAAAUUUUUUGACAAUUAGAAAUAUUAAACCAUUUAAUAUGUCUAACUUCAUCAUUAACCAUUUAAUAUUUUAUUUAAACUUUCAGAAGAAUUAAUUUCAAUAUUUGGCGUUUCAAAAAUACUUUUAAUUCAAAUUUGAAAAUAAUUUUAAAACGAAAUGGUUAAAAAAAACCUCUCAUAAUACAUAGUUUGAUUUAGCUUUUGAUUUCAUGUCAAUCAACCAACUGCAGGAAAAGAAAAAGAUCAUAUUGAUUUGUAAUUGUAUUUAAAAACUUGAAAAAAAAAUCCUAAGAAUAAUUUCUUUUAAUUAAUGAUACUCGAUUUAAAUUUGAGUAACUUCGAAUAGGUUGUAAAUCAAAGAGAAAUAAAAUAAGAUUACUUUGAAAAUAUCACAAAAAUAAUCCCAGUGUACUAAAAUACAAAUUUGAGGGGGAAAAAAUAUAUCGAUCUCUACCUCACACACUUGUCUUCUUUUUUGAACUGCUGUUUCAUUUGUAGCU
Messenger RNA from Argiope bruennichi, 2678 nucleotides. RefSeq lists its product as uncharacterized. The transcript has 5 exons. Gene Ontology annotation, molecular function: sequence-specific DNA binding. NCBI's taxonomy places the organism in Eukaryota, Metazoa, Arthropoda, Arachnida, Araneae, Araneidae. Gene Ontology annotation, cellular component: nucleus. The coding region runs from base 487 to 1596 and encodes 369 amino acids. The record is from RefSeq and is a predicted model, not a curated record.